Malus domestica (apple) is the source of this 3071-nucleotide messenger RNA. RefSeq lists its product as uncharacterized. The record is from RefSeq and is a predicted model, not a curated record. NCBI's taxonomy places the organism in Eukaryota, Viridiplantae, Streptophyta, Magnoliopsida, Rosales, Rosaceae.
AGAAGAAGCUCAAAGCUCCAAGCUUUGGCGGCCUCCUUCCGCCAUAGCCGUCGAUUCAAGAGCAAAUUCGAAAUCCCCAACACAGAAGCGCAACAAUGGAGAAAAGGGAGUUGAAGCAGAGCCAUCUUGCCCAGCAAUGGAAGGAGGUUUUGGGUUCUGACGGUUCGACCCGGAAUGUGCAGCUCCUGACCCGAUUCCAAGAGCUCCAGGACUACUUUGACUCGGAACGGAACUCGCUUCUGACCCGAAACCGAGAGAUUGAGGACCGGGAGAAGGAAUGGGAAGCUAAAGUUUUAAACUUUAACUUGGAAGUGGAAGCGAAAGCCCGAAAAUUGCAGGAAAUCGAGAGUUUGGCAGAGGAGAAAGGAAAAGAGGUUGAGUUUAAAACUAUAAACUUGGUCUCAUUCAGAAAUCAAUGGUGGAAUGCUGUAAUACACUCGAAUCGAAAGAAGAAGUCAUCGGGGCAAUGGAGAAGAGGACCCGUAAACUCGCAGCGAAAAAGAGGGAACUUGAAGGAUUGGUUGAUAAGCUCGAAUUUAGACGGAGACAAGUUGAGAAACUCGGUUUGGUUGAUAGCACGGUCACUGAAUGCCUGAAUGAGGUUCAAUUGGAAGGAAAGCAAUUGCAUUCGCGUGAAAGGUCGUUGCAAGGAUGUUCCGGUGGAGUUGAAAACAAAGAGAGAAUUGAAGAACUGGCCAAAGAGCUUGAGUUGGAACGAAAACAAAUUGAUUCAGUGAUUCAAGAACGCCGACAACAUUUUGAUUCACAAGAAAAGAUGUUAACAGAAGGCUCCCAUGGACUUGAAAUGAAAAAGAGGCAACUUGAAGAAAAGGCCAAAGAGCUUGACUUGAAACAAAAACAGUUUGAUUCGGUGAUUCAGGAGCGCCAAAAGCAUUUGGAUUCACAAGAAAGUUCGUUACAAGAGCGUUCCUGUGCACUUGAAGUGAAGGAUAGGCUACUUGAGGAUCAGAUCAGAGAGUUUGAAUCAAAGCAAAAACAGUUAGAUUUGAUGAUUCAAGGACGACAACAACGUUUGGAUUCCCAAGAAAAGAUGUUACUAGUAAGUUCCCACGGACUUGAAAUGAAAGAGAAGCAACUUGAAAAACAGGCCAAAGAGCUUGAGUUGAAACAAAAACAGUUUGAUUUGAUGGUUCAUGAACACAAGAAGCAUUUGGAUUCACAAGAAAAGUUGUUACAAGACUGUUUCCAUGAACUUCAAAUGAAAUGGUGGCAAGUUGAAGAACAGGCCAAAGAGCUCGAGUUGAAACGAAAACAAUUUGAUGCAAUGGCUCAAGAAAGCCAGAAGCAAUUCAUUUCACAGGAAAAGUUGUUACAUGAAUUCUCCACUGGACUUGAAAUGAAAGAGAGGAACCUUGAAGAACAUGUCAAAGAGUUUGAGUCAAAUCAAAAUGUUUUUGUUUCGAUGAUUCAAGGAGACCAACGACAUUUGGAUUCCCAGAAAAAAUGGUUGCAAGAACGUUCCCAUGGACUCCAAAUGAAAGAGAGGCAAUUUGAAGAACAAGUCAAAGAGUUUGAAUCAAAACAAAAACAAUCUUAUUCACUGAUUCAAGAACGCCAACAACAUUUGGAUUCACAAGAAAAUUUGUUACAGGAAAGUUCACAUGGACUUAAAUGAGAGAGAUGCAACUCCUAGAACAAGUCAAAGAGCUUGAAUCGAAACAGAAAGAAUUUGAUUCGAUUAGAAAAUCCACGGAGGAACACAUCCAAAACCUGAAAUCCAAGGAGAAGACUAAUGUCCAUCCUGAAGUGGAUAAUGAUCAGCAAUUGCUAUGUACCCCUGCUACCAUUAUCAAUAGGGAUGGAAGAGGCUUGCAGUUGCUCAUGAAUGAGCAUUUGAAAAGAAUUGAUUUAGUUGGCACUGAAAUCUCAACUGUUCUCCAGGCGUCAUCUGACCCAGCAAAACUAGUUUUGAAUGCAAUGCAAGGGUUUUAUCCUUCAAAUUUGACUGGAUACAACUCAGAGACGUCUGAUUAUGAUUUGAGAGUUAUUAGGAGGAGUUGUAUUCUUUUGUUACAGGAGUUGAAGAUAUUCUCACCACAAAUAAGUCCUCAGGUGAGAGAAGAUGCAUUGAAUUUGGCAGCUGAUUGGAAGGCUAAGAUGACGAUGGCAAGCGAGAAUGAUAUGGAGGUUUUGGGCUUUUUGAAGCUUGUUACUGUGUAUGACAUCACAACUGCUUGUGAUCCAAAGGAGGUUCAUAGUCUUCUCGCUAUCGUGGCUCAGCAUGGACAAGCAACUGAGUUAUGCCAGGCACUUAAGACCACAAACAAGGCACCCGCGAGCAACAGCAUUUCUUUCCCCGUCAAAGUUGAGGAACCAGAAUCUUCACCGGUUAGAAAUGUACUUACUUCAUCUUCUCCAAAUCUUCAACCUAGUGCCACUACAGAUGCAACAAAUAUGCAGGGCUCUCUAAACGAGCAUUCAAGUGGUAACCCACCAAUGCAGAAUGAAAUGUUUGUUGCCCUACAAAUGUCAUUGCACCCGGAAAAACUUGCUUUCAAGUUGAUGAAAACUCAUUUGGAUCAAUGCUGGGGGAACAGAGAUGUUGGUCUUGGAGCAGUUGUCAUGGAGAAUACCAUUUCCCUGUUGAUUGAUCUAGCAAAAGUCACACCUCUUGUUGGAUCUGAUGUGAAAAAAGAUGCUAAAGAGCUAGCAGUCCAGUGGAAGGCAAAAUUGAGAGCUGAUUCUGAAAAUUCCUUUGAGAUUUUGGGGUUUUUGCAGUUUAUAUCUACAUAUGAAUUGCUUUCUGCCUUUAACAAAGAUGAGAUUGUGAAGCUUUUUGGGAUGAUUUAUCUGGAUGAAAUGGCUCUAAACUCACACCGGACACUUGGUUUUUCAGAUAAGAUCCCUGAUUUGAUUCAGAAUCUUGGCAUCAAGAUUCAACCGCCGGAACGGCACAAAUGUAAGCGUCUCAGACGGCUGAGUGAGCUGCCGUGAUUGCAGAAAAUUUUGAGUGGCUUUACUUCCAUGCAGGAGAAGCAGCUAUUCAGAAUUUGCUUGUGUGGAAGUGGAAACAUGUUCAGAAUUUGCUUGAACUAUCAUGUUUAAAAUAU